UCUUACUGAGGAUCUCAUGGAGCACCGCGACUUCUGCCGGAUUCUAAGGGAAGUCCAACAGGUGGAGACCAUUUCAUUUCCUCAUUUUCUGCAAGGUGUUGUUCUGUCCCGUACCAUGCUGAACCAGGCCAUUUCUCAGUUAAAGCUCAUCCUGAGCGUCAAACUCCGGCGACCUCUUUCCUUGCGCGAGAAAGAAAUAAUUGGAAAUCCUGGUUACUGCGUUAUUUGCUAUCGAACCACGCCUCUAAAUUCUUGCGCAGGAUGUGAGGGCGUGGCCUACUGCUCUGAGUACCAUCGGCAGCUCGACAAGGAUAAUCACACGCCGAAAGUGUUAUGAACCCUAGCCCUCGUCUACAGCCCCUACCGACUGCUCGAAUCAAAUCAAUUUCAAAUCAAAGAAUUCCAUAGAAGCAGCAUCCUUCAAGAGACCAAUCUUGUCGAGACAUUUUACAAUGCUACUUUGCUAAUGGUGAACGACAGCCCAAAAAAUCUUCAGCAGUACGAUCUGCUUGCUGCUUGCUCUUCAUUUAGUACCGUUUGCACCGUUUGCCUAGCUUUGACCCAUUUGACCAUUGUGGCUGAACCAGAUAAGGCUGUCAUCGUGUACAUUGUGGGAGCAACCAGUGAAUGUCUACGCUACUUCGAAGAAAUGCAUCUAAAAUUCUUCUUUCUCCAGUACGAAAGUGUACAAAAUUUUGAAUUGUACUUUAUUGGAAACAUGAUAGAGGCCCAAGAAUCUGAGGAGUCAAUUUUUUGCGUGGGAGAUCUAAAAAGAACGGUUCUUAAACGGAAUGUACCUGGUACGUUUACACGUUUUUCAAAGACGACCAAAAUAGAUCCCACUCUGAUUAUAAUGCUUCAGCUCGAUUUAACAGGGAUCGGAAAUAUGACCCCUCUUCUUGUUUCGCAAUUUUAUCCUCGUUCUGUACAAAUAGAGGAACCAGAUGAUCGCUAUUGGCCGGAAUGUCUCAUUAAGAUUCUUCAAACAUAUGGUGCGCCAAUUUUUUUUACAUCUAUAUCAAAGGUGCUAGCACUUUCCAAUUAUUCAGUAUUCAACGAUUUGGCCAGAGAGAACGACAUUGUGAUCAAACGAUCGUACAAUAUCACCAAAAAUCUCUAUCGUGGAAUAUUGCCAUUGCGCAAUCAUUGUGCCGAAGACUCUGAAAUGAUAGUGUACAACAACAACUAUCUUGAGGUGAUGUUUACGAAUCCCAAAAACUGAGAUAUUAUUAUGCAUAAAACUAAACUCUUUGAAAGAGUUAAUAUCGAAAAGUAUACAAUUCGUGUACUUAAUACUCAUUAGAUCUAGAUCUAGAUCUAGAUAGUACCCACAUAAGGGGUAUAAAAAGUUGGCUUUGUUUUAGAGUUAUAUAAAAUUCUGUUAUAUUCCAUUGCAAUUUAAUAAAUAUCUAUUUUUAAGAAAAAUAUGUGAACAAAUACGUUCGCAUCUGUUACACUCCAUUUUGAAAUAUGUGAACAAAGAUUUGCUUAUCUGCUAUGUUUCAAUAUAAUAAACAUCGUUCAACUUUUAAA
Molecule: messenger RNA, 1533 nt
Organism: Drosophila miranda
Lineage: Eukaryota; Metazoa; Arthropoda; Insecta; Diptera; Drosophilidae
Exons: 1
Coding region: 17-337 (106 amino acids)
Source: RefSeq, a predicted model, not a curated record